GCUCGAAUUGCACCCGAGAUUGUGCAUACGCAACACAAGUUGCAGAAGGUCACCAAUGCACCCAAACACAUUCUCUCUAUACACACACGAGCACCACACCACGCUAACACCGAUGCUCAGAUGAAGAUGUGGAGACACCGUUCGUUCAAUGCUCUCUCAUCCUCUCUCUCUUCCGAUUCUUCAACAUCAAAGCUUAAUACAUUUAGAACACUCCUCACACUCUCAAACCCUAGCACUCUCCUCCAAAACCCCCCACCAAAUCGCCCUGUUGCAUUCUAUCUCCCUAAAACCCUAAACUUCGGCCAAUUCCAUCGUUUUUCGAACCUCAACUCACGAAGCGGUUUCAUUUUUGGCUCUGAUUCGAGCUUCGUCGUCGCGAAAUGCAUUUCAACGAUUUCGUCGGCAAAUACAGUGGAUUGGAACGAGCCUGUUUCGUGCUCGGAGGUUGGGGAUGGGAGCAAUGGAGGGGUGAGUGAGGAGGAUAUUAGGGCUUCUAUUCCAGUUAGGGCUUACUUCUUCUCUACCAGUGUGGAUUUGAGAAGCUUGGUGGAACAGAACAGACUCUACUUCAUCCCGCCUACUUCCCGCAUGACUAACUACGUUGUUCUAAGAUUUGGCAUUAUUAAUUCUGAGCCGAAUGGUUUGGGUGCCAGCUUAAGUGGAAAUGAUUGCUGUUAUAUGGUAGUUUUUCAGUAUGGCUCAAUUGUCUUAUUUAAUGUUCCCGAUCAUGAAGUCGAUGGAUAUCUGAAAAUUGUAGAGAAGUAUGCUUCAGCAUUGCUACCCGAGAUGAGAAAGGAUGAGUAUGAGGUGAGAGAGAAGCCAACAUUAGACACAUGGAUGCAAGGUGGAUUAGAUUACAUAACGUUGCAGUACUUAAAUAUUGAUGGAAUUCGUACCAUUGGCAGUGUUCUUGGGCAGAGUAUUGCUCUUGAUUACUAUGUACGCCAGGUUGACGGAAUGGUUGCAGAAUUCACUGACAUUAAUCGUGGGAUGGAGAAGACGGGAACCUUUACAAUGGAAAGGAAAAAACUUUUUCAGUUAGUGGGGAAGGCAAAUUCUAAUUUAGCUGAUGUGAUUCUUAAGCUUGGACUUUUUGAAAGAUCAGACAUUGCCUGGAAGGAUGCCAAAUACGCUCAGAUUUGGGAAUAUCUUAGAGAUGAAUUUGAAUUGACCCAAAGAUUUCAAAGUCUUGAUUUCAAGUUGAAAUUUGUGGAGCACAAUAUUCGCUUUCUUCAGGAGAUUCUUCAAAAUAGGAAAUCAGAUUUUCUGGAAUGGCUCAUUAUUAUAUUGAUAGGCGCUGAAAUUCUCAUAUCUGUUUAUGACAUUGCCCAUAAGUCUGCCAUUACUUCUCUAUAGCCUGGCUUCCAGUGUUGCUUGAGAUUGGAACCAAGUUCAGUUUUGAUUUAGGAUAGACUUGCUGUAUGUAUUUGCCCUCCAAUUAGUUUUCUAUAUGCAGCUUAUCUUGCACUCCUCAUUUAUCCUUUCAAAUUGUGAUUUGGAGUGUCUUUUAGAAUUUGGUGAUGAUUGCAAUUCUACAAUAGUAUCUUUCUGAAUCUGUAAAGUUUUGACUUGUUAUACAGUAACUGUACCGAUUCCAUUUGAAUAGAAAUAAAACACAUGAUCUUGUGUGAAAUCCUUAGUAAUGUUGGGAAUUAUGCAUCACAUCAAUUAUUUUUCUUGCUAUAGUGUAUUUUUCAAGGUGUCUUGAUACGCUCAUUUGGAAUAA
Cornus florida is the source of this 1726-nucleotide messenger RNA. RefSeq names its product protein RETARDED ROOT GROWTH-LIKE-like. The record is from RefSeq and is a predicted model, not a curated record. The transcript is spliced from 7 exons. The coding region runs from base 121 to 1356 and encodes 411 amino acids. NCBI's taxonomy places the organism in Eukaryota, Viridiplantae, Streptophyta, Magnoliopsida, Cornales, Cornaceae.